AUGAAGCAGUGGAUGGCCGUUUCAUCCAUUGUACUACUUGAAGCCCCUUACAAGUGUUCCGUAACCAUGUUCAGUGCCAAGCCUCAGCGACAGUACUCAAGCCAGGUCCACACCGAUCGACGGACUAUUGACAGAGAUGAGAACGGCGAACUAGUCGUGAAAAUCGAAAAAAAAAUUGCAUCGGCUCGUUCCGGACGUUCCACAAUGUCAUCAAAUUCGCUGUCGCCCAGUCCUCGACGUGAAUCCAAUGGACUUGUUUCCUACCUAGUUCAGAAUCCAUUGUAUCGAGAUUAA
This is a messenger RNA of Ostertagia ostertagi, 294 nucleotides long. NCBI's taxonomy places the organism in Eukaryota, Metazoa, Nematoda, Chromadorea, Rhabditida, Trichostrongylidae. The record is from the annotation of a GenBank genome assembly.